AUGACUGGGUCUCAUGCUUCCAUUGCAAAUGUCCCGUCAUUCUGGAUCUAUUCCUUACUGACCUGUCCAUGUCGCCAACCUGCCGCCCGAAGUCUAGGGGCAAUCGAUCAACGCUCCACUGCGAUUAUCAUUUGCAUGUCACGAUAUGUCAAACAUGGUAUCCGUACGGAUCAUGGAUAUCCUCACAACUCUCAGAGAAUCCGCUCUGGCCCUAUCGGCCUCGUUGAUUUUUCGGCUUUCUCAUUCGCAUCCCUGACGCCACGAAUCUGCCCUCGCCCUCCGGUCCCUCCCCCUCCAGAGACGUGCAACUUGAACUUCGAGUCUCGACCGCCGCGCCCCUCCCCCUCUCUGAAGUCUGAACCAUGGAUCAUGACCCAGAAUUCGCUAUCACGCAUCAUGCUAGACCUUGCAAGGCCUAUCGCUCGCUCGCUUACACUUACAGUUCACCGUCCUAGGCGUCACCGCCCUCAAGCAACCCCCCCCCCCCCCGUCGAUGUCGUGAACUGGCGCUUCCGGGGCCCUCGAACGGCAGGGACAAAAGCGCAAAAUCAACCGGGUUCCUAUCGAGCAUGUACAAAACCCUGGACUCUUGAGGGGCAUCACAUCGCUUUUCAAGCACCAACGAUGCGGUGA
This is a messenger RNA of Colletotrichum tamarilloi, 633 nucleotides long. RefSeq lists its product as uncharacterized. The transcript has a single exon. Bases 1 to 633 code for a protein of 210 amino acids. Lineage: Eukaryota; Fungi; Ascomycota; Sordariomycetes; Glomerellales; Glomerellaceae. The record is from RefSeq and is a predicted model, not a curated record.